Molecule: messenger RNA, 993 nt
Organism: Moesziomyces antarcticus
Lineage: Eukaryota; Fungi; Basidiomycota; Ustilaginomycetes; Ustilaginales; Ustilaginaceae
Product: zinc metalloproteinase
Exons: 1
Coding region: 1-993 (330 amino acids)
Molecular function (GO): proteasome binding
Source: RefSeq, a predicted model, not a curated record
AUGAACAGCUUCAGCCUCGAAGUAGUGUACCGCAAGCAGUCGUACACUGUGCAGGGACUGAGGUCGGACACCACCGUGGCGCAGUUGCGGCAGGCGAUCGAGGAGCUGACGUACGUUGCUGCGGAUAAGCAGAAGCUGCUCGUGCCGCGAACGGCUGGUGUGGCCGACCUCAAUCAUGGCGCGGACGAGCGCACGCUGGGCGAUGUAGGCCUGGCGAGCCGACCCGAGACCAAGGUGACGGUGCUGGGACCAUCGUCUUCGGAGCUAGAGGCGCUGUACUCUGCCGAGGCGGAGAUGCAGAAACGCAACGCACCACGGAAAUACCAUCCGAGCGUGCUUCGUGGCGCCAAGCUUCGCAACACAACCCAGGCGGGUUCGAGCCAUUCGCCAUUUGACAAGAUCUACGCACAUGCAACGACGCCCGAAUCAUCGCCUCUGCACAGCAAGGUGGUCGACUACCUCACGCGGCUGAGUCGCGAUCCGGGUAUCCUGCACAUUUGUGCGCUCAACCACUUUCGAGUGGGUGCGCUUACCGAACUGCUGCCAUGGGAACAUCCCGGCCUGCUUGGGCUUAACGAGAAUGCGGGGCAGCGAAUUUUGCUGCGCAUCCGCACGGAUGAUGCCGAGGGGUUCCGGGACUACAAGACGACACGGCGUGUGCUGGUGCACGAGCUGGCGCACAACAAGGUCGCCGACCACCCGCCCGAGUUCAAGAUCCUGAACAGCAAGCUCAACGCCCAGAUCGACGAGUUCGAACGCGCGCAGCGGGAUGGAACGCACAGACUCGUCGAGGGCGACGUUUACGAACCUUUGCCACCGACAAUAUCGGGUGGAGGGCAGAGGCUGGGAGGAGGUCCGGGGGCGGAGAGCGAGAGCGCAGAGGAGCGGCGCCAACGCGUGUUGAUGGCUACCAUGCGCCGACUCGAGCGCGAAGAGCACGAGAUCGAACAGAGCUGUGGCAGCGCUACCACCAAGCCGAGCCAUCCUUCGUGA